This is a messenger RNA of Lasiosphaeria miniovina, 1812 nucleotides long. Its product is annotated as family 47 glycosyl hydrolase. Gene Ontology annotation, molecular function: mannosyl-oligosaccharide 1,2-alpha-mannosidase activity; calcium ion binding. Lineage: Eukaryota; Fungi; Ascomycota; Sordariomycetes; Sordariales; Lasiosphaeriaceae. The transcript has 2 exons. Bases 1 to 1812 code for a protein of 603 amino acids. Gene Ontology annotation, cellular component: endoplasmic reticulum; membrane. The record is from RefSeq and is a predicted model, not a curated record. Gene Ontology annotation, biological process: mannose trimming involved in glycoprotein ERAD pathway; carbohydrate metabolic process.
AUGCGCGGACGGAAAAGGUCGCUUCUCGGUUUUGCCGUCUUCGCCACGCUGUUCUACUACUACUGCCUGCCCUUCACUUCGUGGAGCAGCAGCGGCGGCGGCCAGGGCGGCGAGCUCGAGUCGGCGCGGCUGGAGCGGCUCAUGAACAGCGACGCCGAAAAGACGUCGUCGCUCAGAUCCAACAGCAGCUUUGACUGGAGCAAAGUGCGCUUCAAAUAUCUCCCAGGCGGCCAGCUGAGGCGGCCGCCCACGGGCCGCCCCGUCUCCCUGCCGCAGGUCCAGCACCCCUUCCCGCCCGAGUCGCCCGCCGCAACCAAGAUCCGCAACGCCCGGCGGCAGCAGGUCCGAGACCUGUUCUGCAAGAAUUGGAAAAGCUACCGCAAGUACGCCUGGCGGAAAGAUGCCCUCCAGCCGCUCUCGGCCGAGUACAAGGACCAGUUCAGCGGCUGGGCCGCCACCUUGGUCGACUCGCUGGACACGCUCUGGAUCAUGGGGCUGCGGGCCGAAUUCGAUGAGGCCGUGGCCGCCGUCGCCGACAUCGACUUCGGAACGUCCAGCAGCGUCAGCGUGAACAUGUUCGAGGUCAACAUCCGCUACCUCGGCGGGCUGCUAGCCGCGUUCGACCUCAGCGGGCGCGACCUGCUCCUGAGGAAAGCCGUCGAGCUCGGCGACUUGCUCUACGCCGGGUACAACACCAAGGACCGCAUGCCCGUCGACUUCAUCAGCUUCGAGGCGGCCAAGACGGGCGAGGGCCUGAUGGUCGAGGGGUCCGUCGUGUCUGCAUCGCCUGGGACGCUGUCUCUGGAGAUGACGCACCUGUCGCAGGUCACCGGAGACCCAAAGUACUACGAUGCCGUGUCCCGGCUGAUGGACGUGUUUGAAAAGGGGCAGGCCUGGACCAAGAUCCCCGGGCUGUGGCCCAUCUACGUGUCCAUGCAGACCCAGGACGUGGUGAACGGGUCGUACUUCAGCAUAGGUGGCGGGGCCGACUCCUUAUACGAGUACCUGCCCAAGAUGUACGCUCUUCUGGGCGGACUCGAGCCGCGCUACGGCGCCAUGUCCAAGGACUUCAUCGACGCCGCCAACCGCACCUUUUUCUUCCGGCCCAUGCUCCCGGCCGAGGAAGAUGUGCUCAUGAUCGGGCCCGCGCGGGUCGAGGACGACGGCACGGUCCUGCUGGACCCCGAGAGCGAGCACCUCGGGUGCUUCGUCGGCGGCAUCUACGGGCUCGCCGGCCGGCUGUUCCGGCGGCGCGACUGGGUCGACGACCUCGGCUCCAAGCUAACUCACGGCUGCAUCUACGCGUACCGGGCCAUGCCGACAGGCAUCAUGCCCGAGCGCUACAACAUGGCGGCGUGCCGCUCGCGCGGCCGCUGCCCAUGGGACAGCGCGCGCUUCGACGCCGAGGCCGCGAAGCAGCAGGGCCUGUGGUCGAGCCACCUGCCGCUGGGCUUCACGACGGCGCGCGACCCGCGCUACCUGCUGCGGCCCGAGGCCAUCGAGAGCGUGUUCGUCAUGUACCGCAUCACGGGCCGCCGCGAGUUCCAGGACGCCGCGUGGGACAUGUUCGCCAGCGUCAGCAAGGGCACCGCCACCAAGUACGCCAAUGCGGCCGUGCUGGAUGUCACGCGCGCCGAGUAUCCCCUUCCCCAGGAAGACUACAUGGAGAGCUUUUGGCUGGCCGAGACGCUCAAGUAUUUCUAUCUCGUCUUCUCGCCGCCCGAUCUCAUCAGUUUGGAUGACUACGUUUUAAAUACCGAGGCGCAUCCUUUCAGGCGGCCGAAGGGUUUGAAGAGAUCCCGUCCAUUGUGA